This is a messenger RNA of Gracilinanus agilis (Agile Gracile Mouse Opossum), 462 nucleotides long. RefSeq names its product cornifin alpha-like. The transcript has a single exon. Lineage: Eukaryota; Metazoa; Chordata; Mammalia; Didelphimorphia; Didelphidae. The record is from RefSeq and is a predicted model, not a curated record. Bases 1 to 462 code for a protein of 153 amino acids.
AUGUCUUCCCACCAGCAGAAGCAGCCCAGUAUCAUACCUCCUCAGCUUCAGCAGCAUCAAGUGAAACAGCCCUGCCAACCACCUCCCCAGGAACCAGGCAACCCCAAGGGCCCACAACCAGGCACCAAGUUGCCACAGACAAGUUAUCCUAAUGUUCCAGAGCCAGGCACAACCAAGUUGCCAGAACCAUGCUAUCCUAAUGUUCCAGAGCCAGGCACAACCAAGUUGCCAGAACCAUGCUAUCCUAAUGUUCCAGAGCCAGGCACAACCAAGUUGCCAGAGCCAUGCCAACCUACAGUUACAGGGCAAUACCCCACCAAGACACCAGAGCCAUACUACCCUGGGGUCCCAGGGCCAACCUACCCUAAGGUCCCAGAGCCAGGCACCACCAAGGUCCCAGGGUCUUAUCCACCUCCUGCCCAAGAGAAGUACCCACAGGUCCCCAAGACCAAACAGAAGUAA